UAACGUGUCACAACCUGCUAAAAAGAGUAAUCUCCUCCCUCCUGUUCCAAGCCAAGUUGUCUGUCCUGUUAGACAACUCUUUCUCCUUUUCCUCCUCGGCAUGUCUGCAUGGGUCAGGUAUUCUCCCACGGAGCUCAACCUCUGUUUACUUCAUCAAGGUUUGGGAAUACGUAAAGCACGACUUUAGUUUAAUAGCUAAUGCAGGAUUGAGUGACAGACUGCAUUUGAUAUACUGGUUGGUUACAGAAGGCAAAGGGCACUAGAAAAUCUUACAAUACCUGCUUGAACUGGACCUUGGAUUGUGUUUGUGUGUCAGUUGAGGAAGGAAUGCUAUACUGGGGAGUGAACAAUUUAAUUUUUUUCUCUGGCAUACAUUCUAUGCUUUUGCUUCUCCGAUUUAUCUAGUCUAGUCUCUCGUUUGCUAGCUUUCAGCAUUUGUAUUGAUGUAAACAAUGCUGUGCUAUACAGAAUUCUGCUGAAGUUGCAUGCCAGCUUGUGAAAGUGCAUUUACAUAGUGUACUUAACAAAGAAUAGGUGUCAAAAGCUAUGUCUGUGUGUUUGCGCCCGUGUGUGAUAAAAAUUUGAGUGAGUUUACAUACCCAUCCUUUGUUAAAUAAAAGGUACCUGACGGCGUCGAAACCUGCCAUGUAUCAACGCUUGCUCACACGCCCUUUACCAGCCUAUACUGUUAGCUCUCUCUCAUAUCUGUUGCUAGAGGUAGCACCCAUAAUGUUAUCAUUACAUUCAUAUUCCCACCCAUAAAUGCAUGUUAUUUGAGGUUUGCUUUUAAUGUAUAUUAUAGCCGCACUUCGUGUAGGAUAGUUCCAUUUACAUGAUUACUUUAUCACACACACAGUGAAAGAGAGCGUGAGUUUCUGUGUCACAAAAGGCAGUAAAGCCUGAGAAGAACAAUCUAUGCCACAGGGAAGGGAAAAAGAGGGGAAAGAGAGGUGUGGGAGACCAGCUCCUACUGACGGACUAGUAUUUUAAUUAACUGUUAUUUUACGACUUUGUGUGGGUACCAGUUACACAGUGAGAGGGAGAAAGAGAGAACGGUAAAAAGGAGAGUGCGAUGGAGAGGGUUGACUACAAACAGAGCCCAUGGAGGGAAGGAGAGUAGUGUUAGGUGAGGUUAUGAGUAAGAGUUUUGCUAAGCAUUCGAGUGCAAGUUAUGGGAGUAGGACCUUGUGGCACUUCCUUCGGAUGCCUCCUUUGGUUGUACCAGUUUUUCAUGUCCUGUUUUUUUGUUAACUGUAUGAAAGUUGUUACAACAUUGUUCUAGGCUGACAGGUGACCAAUGGACUGACGGAGAGAGAAACCGAGUGAUCAGAAUAAGAGAAGGCGUAGUAAAGUGGAGGAUAGAAAGAGAGAAGAUAAUUGUGUGAAAAAGAGUCAAGUGAAGUUUAUUAUAUGAGCAGGUCAAUUGAGUGUCUUUAGAUGCACUUGAAGAGGAUUUGGAGUGGUUUCUACAUUGGCUGUUAGUUACCUGUGUUAUGAAGCAGCUCGGUGGGGGAUAGCUGAAAAUAUUCAAAGUAUUUUAUUACAACUUGCAGAACAAGGGACUCAUCUGGCAGGUUCUUUUCCAUCAGUACACAGCCUGACAUUUGUAGGUGUUCUAUUCAUUUAUUGUUAGAGUAUCUAGGAGGAUCCAAGGACCUCUGCCUUUUGAUACUGCGCCUAAUUGCCUUCGGACACUUUUGAGGACCGUUUGUUGAGGAGAAUUGAUUAUGGCCAGUUCCCUGUACUUUAUCCUUCCGGCCCUAGGGGGCUACACCCUGACGUCACUCUACCUGUUGAAGAACCCUCAGAUCCUCCACAAGAAGAAACGGGCUGCCUUCCACUGCACCCACAUCUCACACAGAGGAGGAAGCGGCGAGAGGAUAGAGAGCACCAUGGAGGCCUUCACACAUGCGGUGGAGCAGGGUACAGGAAUGCUGGAGCUGGACUGUCACCUGACCCGGGAUGGUCAUGUGGUCGUGUCACAUGACGAAAACCUCCUGAGGCAGACUGGCCGUGAUGUCACCAUCUCCUCCCUAAACCUAGAGGACUUACCCUUGUAUAAGGACAGACUGGAGGUCACGUUUAAUGCAGGCCGCUACAGCACCGGUACAGACAGGAAGUUCACCCUGUUGGAGGAAGUGUUCAGGAAGUUCCCUAAGAUGCCAGUCAACAUCGAAAUCAAAGAAGACAACAGCUUGCUGAUGGAGAAAGCGUCCAACAUGGUGAAACAGUAUGAUAGAGAGGACCUCACAGUGUGGGCGACUGUAGACUCUACCAUUAUGGAAAAGUGCCGCAGAACUAACUCCACCAUGCCCUAUAGCUUCAGUAUGAGACGAGGGCUGCAGCUGCUCCUCCUUUACUACAGUGGCCUGCUGCCCUUUGUACCGCUGGGAGAGAGCUUCCUGCAGUUCUACCUGCCCCGCAUUAUUAACAGGACAUAUAUUCCUGAGGAGCGUCUUCUGAAGAACAGAAUGGUCAUCUAUCUGAUAGAAAAAUUAACGAUGAGGAAGAGUCUAUUCAAACAUCUGGCCAACAGAGGAAUUCAGCAGAAGAAGCACAGAGUGACAGCAGAGAAGAUGCUGAGACAGAUCGACAGCACAACAGGGAGGCAAACAAAAUUGCUAGAGCAGAUGCACAGUUAAAGUGGUGCACCUGUUCGUCUGCAACGAGGAUCCUGACAUCGAGGCGGCGUUCGAAGCAGGAGCCACAGGCGUCAUGACAGACUACCCCACCCUCCUGACUGACUACCUACACAGACACAGGAGUCAAGACUGACAGCCCAAACUUCCAAUCAAACUACUAAUUCACAAACAGGGUUCUUAACUGACAGCUCGAGCUACCUAUCAAGACACAUCCACUCGUACAUUGUGUAUCACUGAAAGAACCACACUGAAAUCGCAAUUUUCCUUCACAACUCCGGUCUCCACCAAUGAGCAAAAGGACAGCUCUGUGAGGAAGUUGCCCAAAAAGCACAGAUCCAAGACCAGUGUAACUUUCCCAAAUCCCAACCUUAACCAAUAGAGGGAAAAACACAUAACCAAUCUCUGAUCAAUGUCUUUAGGCAACUUCAUUCCAUCUACACAAAGGAUGUCACUUACACUUACUGUCUUUUGGUUAAUGGAUUGUGGCCAUAUAUUGAGGCACUGUUCACCUCUCUCUGCAACCUUCCCAAACCUUAAUGGAUCUAUCAGUGACUGUCUGGAUGUUGUUGGGAGGAGAAGUAAUUACUUGUCUAUAUCCUUGAUAAUUACUUGUCUAUAAUUAAGUCUAUAUCAUUGACAUUCUCUCAUGGUAUUAUGACAUUUACAUAAUGGAACUGACUUUUGGGGUAUUUAUGACAUGCUAUACAAAUUGUAUGUUUAUCAGAGCAAAGAUGAUUUAAAUAAAUACUUGUAUAGUUUGAAGCA
Messenger RNA from Salmo salar (Atlantic salmon), 3407 nucleotides. Lineage: Eukaryota; Metazoa; Chordata; Actinopteri; Salmoniformes; Salmonidae. The record is from RefSeq and is a predicted model, not a curated record.